Messenger RNA from Hymenoscyphus albidus, 4082 nucleotides. The record is from the annotation of a GenBank genome assembly. NCBI's taxonomy places the organism in Eukaryota, Fungi, Ascomycota, Leotiomycetes, Helotiales, Helotiaceae.
AGGAAGCAGAGCCUUACUGGCUGAUUGCUGCUCAAAUAUAACUGGAAAAGCAAUCGACAAUAACAGACCACUAAAGGCUCUGUGCCGUCAAUCAAUGCAUCACCCAGCAAAAUCCAAGAAGAUGCGCAACUGACGAUGGCCACCUUCUUGGAUCAACCCGGGGUUAUUCACUUCACAAUCAGGGAUCGUGGAAAACUUCUUUUGCGUCCUUCAAGCAAAGGCUGGAGAGAUGGCUGUCCACAGUCCAAGUUACGGAUCCAGGCGAGCCAGACUUGCACAACAUCCCUGCCAUCAGGGGUUAAGCGACAACCUGCGACAACAACCGAAACCGCCCGCUCUGCUUCAUCAAUGCCUUUCACACAAAAACCGUCGAGACCUGCUUCAUCGGCGAAGGAUCCUAGUUGCAAAUCGCGGAUCGGGGCAUGGGUUGGUCCAUUUUCAGCUUAAUUCAGUCUGUUCAUCCGUGGACCUGGCCUGCAGAGUCCCACUAUUCCUUCAUGGCUGGAGAAUACUCGAGUAGGUACACACUACCAAAUAACCAUCGACUCCUAAGUGUUUCCUUCUCGCCCAGCAUCGCCGGCAGUGAGAGUCUUUGGAGGUCGUCACCAUUGACCACUCACAGAAGAGCACAAUCCAUCUUGCAAGUGUGCACCCAUCCGUGAAACUAUCACUCAACAUCGCCGCGGGCUUUGCCUUUCCAAAGUUUACCCCAUCAUACCCACCCCCAAGUCCCCCCCUGUAGCCGGACUCGACUCCUCCCGCGCGUGGGCCUGGUUCCCUUAUACUUCAUGCAUCCCCUAGAGCCAGCACGAGGUCUCUAAUGUCUGGACGUCUGGACGACUUGACGUUCUUUUUGGGGUUUUGCUGCCAGUCCUGUCGUCACAUCUUUUUUGCAUUCUCUGGCUUCCCUUGCCACUGCUGCUGGUUCAGAUUUCCGUUUCAUCUUUCAUCUUCUUCUCUACGGGCAUCUGGACUGCCCCACUAAUUAUUUCCACCUCCGUCAACACACUUUCUACACACACACAACUCAUUCUCGAGAAAAGAACAUUCUUUACGGUAUUCAUGACUUAACCAAAUCAUCAAAGUGAACACAUAGGCUCGCUGCCUGCAAAUCGAUUUGGAAAUCUCCUGUGAAGAGCCGUCGAUGACGGCGGACAACACGAUGGCGUCCACGGCGAGGUUGGUGAUGGAGCGGGCUCUCAGGAACCAUACGACUCUAAGCUUUAACGGAACAAGUUUGAAUGGGACAUGGGAUUCAACGAGGGCGGCGGCGGAAGAAAGCGCCAAUAAUGCCACCGAAGCCACAGGGCUGUUGAUCAAGAAACUCGCGUUUGCGGAGAGCAAGUCGGUCAGGACCUCGACGAUAAUCCUCGCAGCAUUUAAUGUAUUGGCGGCACUGGCAACGGCUUCGAGCAUCUUAUACGACUCUUACAUGUCUACGAAGAGGUGCAACCCAAAGUUCAAAUCAACGUAUGUCAGAAAUAGGACAGGUAGAUGGAUGGUUGCUAAUGUCGAUAGGAAAUUUUGCAUCAGUAAAAUACACCCAGCUGAGACUUUCCCCUUGAUUCUUGCCAUCGGAAUCGCCAUUCAAGGUUUUGCAUUCAUGGGGGUACAAGGAACGGGAUUGCAAUCUCUGUUUGUCAAAGGGUGUGACGUGUUUGCACAGUUUUUGCUACCUGGUAUGUUGAAUUCUGCUAAAAGUGCCGAGGAAAUGCUAACACACAACAGCACUUUUCCUUGUACCAUACAUACAAUUGGUCUUUGGAGUCGAAUGCGCUAUCCGGUCUUUGCGAGCUAAGCCAUUUCAAGCUCGAGGCAAGUAUGAUGUAACCAUAUGUUGUGUUCUAGUUCUGGUAUUCACGAUUGGAACGUGGGCAUAUUCAUACGUGGUCCAGGAGAACGAGACAUGCUUCGCGUCUUUGAUGUGGUUUUUAACAAUUUACGGGGAGGUGGGCUUGAUCAUGCUAUCUGUCAUUGCAGCAAUCAUGCUCGCCAGUGCUUUAACUAUAUACUUCCGCCUUUCAAAUGUCGACUUUGUCGACUUUAUCGACGAGCAUCAAAGAAUCGCGGCCUCGAGAAUGGUUUACUACCUGGUUCUCGGCUUGCUUUCUCUAGUAAGUCAAGCUGGUUCAGGCUUCGCAGCGCAUUGUGCUAACAAUUUCAAGGCAUUCGUCAUUCCAUGGUUCGCAUCCCUUGUCACUGAUAAUGGGGGCUUGAAGCAAGCCAUGAUUGGAACUGUGGUGGUAAAUCUUUCAGGCUUGGUCAAUGGACUCCUCCAUCUAUUUUUGCGAGCGAACACGGCUUCGACUUCAUUCGGACGGAGUGGAUCAAACGACGUAAAGAAGCACGAAAUCAGAAUUUGGGGCCCAAAUGAGUUGGUGUUUUUGAACCAUCAAACGAUGUCGCCUGUUUCGACAUCCCAAGAUCGUCUAGAUAGUCGGGCUGGUUUAGUUGGGGAUGAAAAAGGAAGUAUUAUUAGUAUGGACUCUUCAGUAAGCUCGAAUUUCACGAAAUCUGCGCCAACAUCACGAUUCAACGAAAAAGUAUAUCCAACUGUUACCGAGUCAGAGAUUCCAACAUAUAACGAGCCCACGCGAGGGCAUGCCACGAAGCCAUCAUACUCUCUCUUCCCGGGCGAAAACGCACCUGAAAGCAAUACACUAGGUGUGCCUAAAAUGCGACAGGACCCUACAUCGAUAUAUGAUAUCACUGAUCUGGCAGCACCACCGAAGAUCUUCAGUCGCGGUCACGGGAGAAACCCGUCCAUCAUUUCUACCGCAACAGUCCAGAUUGGUCUAAGAUUAUCGCACGCCCCGGAAUCUAAUGACUCGACGAUACCUUUUGGGCUUCCGUCGACAACCUACGAAGCAACGCCAGCCCCGAAAUUCUUGGCUCCCUCGCCACUGAAACUCGUGACACAAGAUGUCGCGCACUCACGCCCACAAUCACCUCUUCGACUCGCCAACUCGACAAGUCCUAGAUUAAACUCCACCAGUGUUAAACUGAAUUCAACAAGCCCCAGACUGAGCCCAAAGUCUACAACUCUCAACUAUCAGACAUCCACCAAGACCCUCCCUCCCACACCAAGGGCAAAUCUUCUCAAAAGAACUGAUAGUGAUCCCAUUCAGUUGAGUCCUGCAGUGUACUCACCGGCCAAAUCUUCAGUUGUACGAUCGGACUCUAAAGCCUCGACAUACUCCAGGGUAUCUGACGAAUCAAGGGCUGAAGAAGUCUCGAGGAAAGCUUCUCUUUCUCGCGGUCCACUGAGAGGAAACCCCAUGGGCAGCCCUGUCAAACCAACGAAGAACAGUGGAAGAAAAAAUGAAUGGAUAUGAGAGAACCCCAAUUAAUGUGGGAUCUUCUGUAUUAUUGUUUCUCAAAAAGUUUUCAUUGGGGCCUUGGGCUAAGCGCAAAAAAAAAUCGCCGAGCCAAGGGUUGGAUGUGAGAGAGGGUCUUCGAUAGACUUGGGUAAUUAGGUGGUUUUUGAGCGCGUCACUUUUUCUUGCUUCUUGUCGACCAUGAUUCGUCCUCCCGAAGAUGAGUUUCUGUACUAUCAAGACAUGUUGUAUUUCCCCACGCAUAUCGGGUAUAGGAGACGAUGUCAUAUUUCGGCAUGUGUUGCCGCUGUUGUUGUGUUUCUAUUCUAAUGACACCUCUUGAUUGAUGGUCUGGCUUUUUAUUUCCUUUGUCUUUUUUGUUCUUUGUAUACGCCGAAUACGCCUAUCCCUUUUAUUUUCUAUUACCUCUUGUCUAUUGUAUUGUAUACGAUUGUUCGGGUGUCUACUCGGCGGAGCGACAUGAACAAUUUUUGGGACUACGAUACCUCCUGUGGAGAUUUUAUAUGUGUGUGAUGGGUUGAUGAGACUGAUGCUUGCAUGGUCUCUCAUCUCUUGGGGAGUUGGCGCUUGAAAAGGUGCACAAGUUAUGAGGAGGUUGGAGGUAGUGAAAACUGCAUAUCCCGGAUGAGAAUGGAAGGGAUAGCAAGCACAGAGGCUUUCGCGCACAGUAUAUAGCCUGUUCUAGUCUUUUUUUAUCUUACCUAUCCUAACUAUUAAUUCAUGAUACCUUCAUUUAUCUGCAGC